Molecule: messenger RNA, 1736 nt
Organism: Saccostrea cuccullata (small rock oyster)
Lineage: Eukaryota; Metazoa; Mollusca; Bivalvia; Ostreida; Ostreidae
Product: IgGFc-binding protein-like
Exons: 6
Coding region: 78-1721 (547 amino acids)
Source: RefSeq, a predicted model, not a curated record
AAUUCUUUUGAGGAAUUCAGUUAUGGAAUAACAUCAGUAAAUGUUGACGAAAAAUAACGGAAAACAACUAGUGUAAAAUGGCAGAAAACAAGUUUGAGCAGAGGUGUGAGCACGAGUAUUGCACGAUGGGUGACACCAACCAAUAUGAAGUUCUGACCACUAAUUUGAAUUCCAUUGGAGAUUUUGAAGAGCAUAUAUGCAGAAAAGCACAGCGGAAGAAAACUUCGAAGAUUUGUGUGAAAUCACUUGUCAUCUUCGUCGUCCUUGUUUUAGUCAUCGUCUGUACAACGAUGACUGUGUUAUAUCUUCAGGAAAGAAGUAAAAACGCCUACAAGAUGAAUUUCGGUCCUAAAGGGGAAACAAAUAGUCAGAACAAGAAAACAGUGGUUUGCCUUAAUGAACCCUUUAAAGGAAUGAAUUAUACAACAGCAGGAAAAACAGGAAUUCAGGGACGCAAUUUUUUAGUCUGCUUUACUGGCAAUCACAUCGACGCAAGUAACACAACUAAGACCAUAUAUAUUUUAUCGAAUAGAGAUUUUGAAUUUCAAAUAAUUUCGAAGUUUUAUACACAACUAUUAAAGGAAGUUGUUACACCAACGAUAAAUAUGAAAGAAAUUAGCGUUACAAGUGCGAUUGCACUCUCGUAUUUCAAAAUCGAAGAAAAAGCACUAUUCAUCGAGACCAGUAAGGACGUCUCAGUUAUCAUUAUUGAUAAUUAUAUACGUACUUCUGAUAGCACUGUCAUUUUACCAAUGAAGUCGUUAUCUAAUUCAUAUGUUAUUUCUUCACCCAAAAUUUUCAACACUUCAAAAAGUUCACAUUUUGCAAUAACCACACCAGAGAACGGUACCAUAAUCAAAAUUUAUUUCCGCUUUUAUCCUGAUUUGCCGAAAAAGAUAGAUGGGGUAACUUACCGAAAUGGCAGUGAAUUUAUUAUCGUUUUAAAUGAGCUUCAAACCUAUCAAAUAAGGCACAAUGUUGACAUGUCAGGAACAUUGAUUAAAGCAAACUCGGCUAUCGCCGUUUUUUCUGGAAGUUACUGCCAUAAAGUACGUUUUGAAAACAGCACUGAUUUUGGAUAUUGCAGUAAGCUUGAUGAACAACUUCCACCAGUUGAUAGAUUGGAUAAAAUGUAUAUUGUUCCACCAAACUAUAACAGGAUGGGAACAAUCCUGAAAAUUGUGUCGCCUUUCCAAACUAGUCUAAGGUAUAAGGUUGGGAACGAACAAAAGAACAAAACACUUCAGCCGACUGAGCAUUUUGAAAUAACAUUUUCGGAUAAAGACAUUGUUGUGAUAGAUUCAGAGAAGGCGGUUUUGGUCACCAGUUAUGCCACUGGAUCUGACGACACGGGGGACCCUUAUAUGAUAACUGUACCAGGAAUUCGACAGUAUACAGAUAAAUAUCUGGUGAUGGUUCCUGAAAACUUCAGAGAAAAUUACGUCACUAUAAUAAUUGAGGAAAAAUCACUUAACAACUUGAUCUUAAACGAAACGAAAAUCAUCCAUUACUUGAAUGACAGAAAAUUCUAUACAACCGUGCCAUUUAGGAAAAUGAACUUUGUCGUGCUUGUUUUACAAUUAAACGGCGGUCUUUUAAGAGUUAAAUCGACAAAUAAUGCGGCGUUCGGGUUAAUCGUGUAUGGUCACAGAAAGAACGAUGGACACGGGUUUGCAGGAAAAGCAGUUUUGCCGGACGUAUGUGUUCCCUCUCAUGAUUAAUCCCUUUACUUUUUA